Messenger RNA from Aspergillus japonicus CBS 114.51, 1209 nucleotides. RefSeq lists its product as uncharacterized. The annotation marks the transcript as partial. The record is from RefSeq and is a predicted model, not a curated record. The transcript has a single exon. Gene Ontology annotation, molecular function: protein binding. NCBI's taxonomy places the organism in Eukaryota, Fungi, Ascomycota, Eurotiomycetes, Eurotiales, Aspergillaceae.
GCCAUCAAUAUGGAGACUCUCCCAACUGAGUUGAUUGACACUAUUGUGAGCUGGCUCGAUCUCCGGGAUGUCUGCGCUCUCCGUCUGACUGGACGUACUAUCUCAUCCCACCUAUCCACUGCCGCUAUUCUUCGGAGAUUUUUCUCUUCCAAGAGAUUGGAAAUGACAAAAGCCCCCCUGGAACAGCUGGUUCACUUCACCCAGCCAGGACAGGUGGGCCUCUGGCUUCAACGCCUCACGCUGUAUGACUGUGUCGAGCGCACAGAGCAGUCUGGUGCUAAUUUCGACGCAACCGAGCUACUGGCCCAAGCAUUUGCGAACAUACGCGACCGGCCACCACCUCACCGGGACGAUCAGCUGUCGCUCUCUAUCUCCCUGGAGGUCGACAACUUCUCUACUUGGGACAGGGAUGUCACAGCUCGGGUGUUCCACCCGACGAUCUCCGCCAUCGCGAGGACGGAGAUCCCGAUCCGGGAACUUGAUAUUUUUGGUGACGCUUACGUGCAUGAUCACCACUUCGAAGACGGCCAAUGUAGCUUAGCUUUUAGCGAUAUCGCUCUUGCUCUAUCUCACCACCGGGUCCCCCUGGCAACAUCUUUGCGAAACUGUACCAAGUUCUGCCUAAGUCUAGGCUACUCGACCCGCGGAUUCGAUUUCGAGAGCAGCAACAGCACCCGCAACUUUCGUCUACCGCUGACCGUGGACGAAGCCCGACAGAAUACUCAAUCGCUUUGUGAUCUCCUCAACAUGUGUCCUCUUCUCGAAGAGCUACAACUCGUGUGGGAAUAUGACGAUCUUGAAGAAACGGAUGCGUGCAGAGAAGAAAUCGAGUUCUUCGAUCGGGUAGGUUUAUCCUGCGCAUUUACGAACUUGAAGCGCUGUAAACUGCAACAUAUCUCAACGUCCGAGAACCCAGUCAUGACCUUUUUCCGCCAAUCCCCGAGGAUGGUUGAGUUGACUUUGGAUGGAUUGUAUAUGACGCCCGGAAAUUUCAGUCAUCUCUUCCACUUAUUGUCUACAGCGAUGUCGGACUUGGAUUCUUUACGGCUCCGGUUGCUGACUGACGACUUGGGUAGUCUCUACUUUUUCCACGAACCCAAGGAAAGCACAUGGCACAGAAUGCCAGGAUCUGCUCUACAUGGUAUAAGACGAAGAGGAGCCGACGCUAGAAGGCUGGUGGUACCUACCAACAGAAGACAAGAGUCUUAG